GGGGCCCCUUUCUUCCCCGCCGCCGCCGCCAUCAUGAGCAGCAAAGUAUCUCGGGAUACACUCUAUGAAGGUGUCCGGGAAGUCCUUCAGGGAUCCGUGACGAAGACUCGCAAGUUCCUGGAAUCCGUGGAGCUGCAAGUCAGCCUGAAGAACUACGACCCUCAAAAGGACAAACGUUUCUCUGGCACCGUCAGGCUAAAGACGGCUCCCCGCCCCAAGUUCUCCAUAUGUGUACUGGGCGACCAGCAACAUUGUGACGAGGCAAAGGCAGCCGAUCUCCCUCACAUGGACAUCGAGGCUCUAAAGAAACUGAACAAGAACAAGAAGAUGGUUAAGAAGCUUGCAAAGAAGUAUGAUGCGUUCCUUGCCUCCGAGUCCCUGAUUAAGCAGAUUCCUCGUAUUCUGGGCCCUGGUCUGAACAAAGCUGGCAAGUUCCCCUCCCUCCUCACCCACAAUGAGAACAUGAUCACCAAAGUCGAUGAAGUCAAAUCUACGAUCAAGUUCCAGAUGAAGAAGGUCCUGUGCUUGGCUGUCGCAGUUGGACAUGUUAAAAUGACUGAAGAGGAGCUGGUGUACAACAUUCACCUGGCCAUCAACUUCUUGGUAUCACUGCUGAAGAAAAAUUGGCAGAACGUGCGUGCCUUAUACAUCAAGAGCAGCAUGGGCAAGCCCCAACGCCUCUACUAAACGUUAUGUCAAAUGUUUUAAAAUAAAGAUUUUACAUAACA
Leucoraja erinaceus (little skate) is the source of this 728-nucleotide messenger RNA. It is a transcript of the gene rpl10a, whose product is annotated as ribosomal protein L10a. The transcript has 7 exons. Gene Ontology annotation, biological process: translation. Lineage: Eukaryota; Metazoa; Chordata; Chondrichthyes; Rajiformes; Rajidae. Gene Ontology annotation, cellular component: large ribosomal subunit. Gene Ontology annotation, molecular function: structural constituent of ribosome; RNA binding. The record is from RefSeq and is a predicted model, not a curated record. The coding region runs from base 34 to 687 and encodes 217 amino acids.